This is a messenger RNA of Anthostomella pinea, 1005 nucleotides long. The record is from the annotation of a GenBank genome assembly. Lineage: Eukaryota; Fungi; Ascomycota; Sordariomycetes; Xylariales; Xylariaceae.
AUGGCGCAUUUGGUGACGAGAACUUCGGUGGCCCCGGAAAGGUUCAAGACUCUGCUUCCUUCACUGAGGCCCACCAUUUACCACGAUCCGAGUGCAAGCAAGGCUGCAAAUAAUAUCCGCACCAUUGCUUGGAACCCCUUGGGCAAUUAUAUUGCAACUGGUUGCGUGGACAAAACCUUGCGUGUUUGGAACAUAGAAAAGCCCAACGUUCGCAUGACAACGGAGCUGAAAGGGCAUGCAGCUUCUAUCGAGAAGGUCGCCUUCAACCCCGCAAGCGAACUGGAACUGUGUAGCGUCAGCAGCGAUGGCGUGGUGAGGUUCUGGGAUGUCAAGACGAAGACCAUCUUGAAUGAAGUCAAGGGUCUUGGCGAGACCUUCACCCUGGCCUGGGCUCCACGCGGAGAGUGUGUCGUCGUUGGUAACAAGGAUGACAAGUUGUUCGUGCUGUCACCCACUCAGAGCACGCCCCUUUCAGAACAUCAACAGCCUGUAGCAACGAACAAUACCACGUUCUGCUGGAGUGGUCAGAGGUUGUUCACCACCACGGGGGAGGGAAAGACGAGGAUCCUCUCUUUUCCCAGCUUCGAGCCGGCUUUCGAGUUUGACUACAAAGACGAGGAACACAAGGAGUUCCAGCUGACGGGCCACACCUCGUCGUGCAUUCUAGCCGAGCUACAUCCGUUCAACAGAUACCUCGCCACAGGAGGUACUGACUCGACCAUUGCCCUCUGGGAAACGGCGGAAUGGAACUGCGUCCGGACAGUUAGCAAGAUGACUGGCCCAGUCCGCAGUCUCAGCUUCUCUUGGGAUGGUCUCUAUAUCGUUGGCGGAAGCGAUGAAGGGGCCGGUCUGGAAGUUGCCAACGCAGAAACAGGCGAACACCUCUGCACCUACAAGACCAAGGACCCUUCUCCAGUUGUAGCUUGGGCGCCCAACCGCUAUGCACUUGCGUACACUGAUGCAGGGACCCUUCGGAUAAUAGGAGCUACGCCGGGUGGAAAAUAG